This is a messenger RNA of Varroa destructor (honeybee mite), 1816 nucleotides long. RefSeq names its product pre-mRNA processing factor 38 (gene Prp38). The record is from RefSeq and is a predicted model, not a curated record. NCBI's taxonomy places the organism in Eukaryota, Metazoa, Arthropoda, Arachnida, Mesostigmata, Varroidae.
CGCAAAUCAAAUGCCUUCUUAAACCAUAGUUAAAAUGGUCUGCAAUUGUUUUUCUUUCGUAUUGCGUCCUAUUGCAUUGCUCCCUAGACAUAUUGCUUUGCUGUAGUUCUAUUGUCGUUAUUAUUGUCGUUCGGCUAUAUAUUUUGCCUUUCAGCGCUCCGAUUGGUCUUGCUAACCUAAUAAUAAGCCUAUGCCGCUUUAUAUCAAAGAUUUUGUCGAUCUUUUUGAUUGAAAUAAGUCGCAAACUGAAGUGGGUGCGAGGGAAGUCAUCUCCUGUAGCAUAGUCAAGUCGAGAUGGCAAAUCGAACGGUGAAAGAUGCACAUACGGUUCAUGGAACCAAUCCGCAGUAUCUUGUCGAAAAAAUCAUACGCUCGAGAAUUUACGAGAGCAAAUAUUGGAAAGAAGAAUGUUUUGCCGUCACCGCAGAAUUAAUCGUUGACAAGGGAAUGGAACUACGAUACUGCGGGGGCGUGUACAGUGGAAAUAUCAAGCCGACCCCGUUUAUGUGUCUUUUGCUAAAAAUGCUGCAAAUUCAACCGGAAAAAGAUAUCGUGAUUGAGUUUCUUCGGCAAGAAGACUUUAAAUAUAUCAGGGCUCUCGCUGCUAUAUAUUUGCGAUUGACAGCGUCAGCACUGGACAUCUAUAAGUAUUUGGAACCUCUUUAUAAUGACUAUAGGAAGCUUCGGUUUCAAAACCGUGAGGGCACUUUCGUUUUGAAUACAAUGGAUCAGUUUGUUGAUGAGCUUCUCACCGAAGAAAGAGCGUGCGACAUCAUCCUUCCAAGGUUGCAAAAACGUCAUGUAUUAGAGGAGUCAUCAGUUCUUGAACCACGCGUAUCUUUACUCGAUGACGAUAACGACGAUGACGAUGACGACGACGCUGAUGAAAUCGAGGAGGAGGCUGCAGCAAUGGAAAUUGAAAUGCAGAAAAUUGCAAGUCGUCGUCAGCAGAGAGAUCGAGAUAAUACUGCACAAGGUAACGAUGACAGGGCGCAAGAUCGACGAGAUCGCCGAAAGGACAACGCUCAUAACAACAACAAUAAUAACAACAGUGAGAAGGAACGCGAACGUGACCGGGAUCGAGACCGCCGCCAGGCGAUAGGUUACGACAGUCAAAGAGACGGUCAUCGAGAGACGGACCGCCGAAAGCGAAGUCGCAGUCGAGACAGAAGCCGCGAACGCCAACAGCAGCAACGAUCGUCGUCGCGAAAGGAUGGCGGGAGUGGUGGAGGAGGUGAUUACCAUCGAGGUGGACAUCAUCACAGGAGUGAUCGUGAACGGGAGCGAGAUCGUGGCGAUCGGAGGACCGACAGAGAAUAUGAAAAGGAAAAGGACAGGGACCGGGAUCGAUACGAGCGGGAUCAGCGGAGGGAUCGUGAAAGAGAGAAAGAUCGACCACGUGAGAGAGAGAGAACUUAUGGAGAUCGAGGGGACAGAGAACGCGGUGACAGGGAUCGAUACGAAAGGAAGCGAAGCCGAAGCAGAAGUCCCGAUCGAUACUACAGCAGAAAAAGAUAGAUAGAAACCAGAAAGACACACAAUUUUUCUUAAGAAAAUAAACAGAACUAUGUUUAUUUAAAAACGGACUACCAGGAGCACUGUAUCGUGGCCUUCUUACUCAAAUGUGCGUGUAUAUUAUACUUACACUUAAAACAUUAGACAAUAAAUAAAAUUAUUCGGAUAUGUGUAAAUAGACUUUUUCUCGUUAAUAAUAAACGUACGAAUAGUUUUUGAAAUUUUAAGCUGCAUUUGCAAAAAUAAACUGUUCCGCACAUCAUGCUUAUACAUAUCGUAGAAGUAUAUUGAAUUGGCCUGU